Paramisgurnus dabryanus is the source of this 4425-nucleotide messenger RNA. The record is from RefSeq and is a predicted model, not a curated record. Lineage: Eukaryota; Metazoa; Chordata; Actinopteri; Cypriniformes; Cobitidae.
CUCCGCACUCGCUGAUGGUUUAUCCUGUUGGAGCACUCAUGCUGCUGAUGUCAGAGAGCUGAGUGAGACUGAGAUGAUGGCGAGCACAAAUACAGACUCGCAGUCUCUCUAGUACAUUAUAACUUAUCAUCAUAAGGAUGGAUGGAAAUGUCUUUCCUGACCAAGAGCAGCUCCUGGUUUUCCUGAAAAAACUCAAAGAAGUCUUCGACGUGUGCGAUGACGAUGCAGACGGUUAUAUUCGCGUUGAGCACUUCGUGGAUCUCGGUCUACAGUUCGGCCAAAGAGAUGAAGUAAAGAAGUUUGCUAAGUACCUGGAUCCCAAUGCUCAUGGCAGAAUUAACUUCAAAGAUUUUUGCCAUGGAGUAUUUGCAAUCAAAGGCUGUGAGGAAAUUCUGAAAUCUGCACUCGGGACACUGAACACUGGAGCACAGCCGUACCAGACAGACAAUGGCUACUACUAUCAGCAUGGGAAUGGUGGUGUGGGACCACCGGUCAUCGUGUGCACGCGGCCAUAUCCUGAAUGCCAACUGUAUUCUGAUGAGGAAGGACUAGGCGGCCGGGACGCACAAGAGUCAGACAUGGACAGUGCUGGAGACAGCGGGGCAGGAUCAGAAUCAUCAGAAGGAGGUCGCCAUGAUGAUAAAGAAGAAGGGAUGGGCAGACUCUUUCUGCACGGAAACAGCUGUGGUCAGAUGGUCUUAUCGGCAGCAGCCUCAGUGAUCUCGGUGGAGGAACAGUUUGAGGACUAUGGAGAGGGAGAGGAUGUGGACUUCACGCCCAGCAGUCCCAUCCCUGAUGAUGACACGCGCACCAAUGGAUUCUCUGACCUGGGUUCCUCUCUGCCUUCCAGUGCUGGUCAGACGCCUCAGAAGAUCAGGCAUCUGUACAACAGUGAGCUGUUGGAUGUUUACUGCUCUCAGUGCUGUAAGAAAGUCAACUUGCUCAAUGACCUAGAGGCCAGACUCAAGAACCUUAAAGCUAACAGCCCAAACAGGAAAAUUUCCAGUACAGCAUUUGGUCGCCAGCUCUUCCAUCACAGUAACUUCAGCAGCAGUCAGGGCAGCACAGAAGAUCUGUUCAGAGACAGUAUUGACUCCUGUGAUAUCGACAUCACUGAGAAGGUGAGUUAUUUGGAGAAGAAGAUAACAGAGCUUGAGAAUGACAGUCUGGCCAAUGGAGAUCUGAAAUCCAAAUUAAAACAAGAAAACACGCAACUAGUUCACAGGGUACAUGAGCUGGAGGAGCAGAUUAAAGAUCAGGAGAUGCGUGCUGAGCAAGGUCUGGAGGAGGAACUGAAGAGACACAGAGAGGCUUACAGCAAGAUGGAGAGAGACAAGGGCACUGAGAUCGAACUGCUUAGUAACAGGGUUCAACAACUCGAGGAGGAAAAUGCAGAGAUGAAGGUGAAUGUGUGCAGACUAAAGUCUCAAACUGAAAAACUGGACCAGGAGAAGCAACGUAUGACGGAUAAGUUGGAGGACACCAGCCUGCGUUUAAAGGAUGAGAUGGAUCUGUACAGGAAAAUGAUGGAUAAGCUGUGGCAAAACAGACACGAGUUUCAGAAAGAGCGAGAGGCCAUGCAAGAGCUGAUUGAAGACCUGCGCCGUGAGCUGGAGCACCUGCAGCUGUUUAAGCUGGAGAACGAGAAGCCCGGCCGUGGCAGGAAUGCUGCAGGACUGUCUGAGUACAAUGCCAGGACUCGUGAGAUCGAGCUGGAGCACGAAGCCAAGCGACUUAAACAGGAAAACCAUAAACUCCGAGACCAGAAUGAUGAUCUGAACGGACAGAUUCUCAGCCUCAGUCUAUACGAGGCCAAAAACCUGUUUGCGUGUCACACCAAGGCCCAGUCACUGGCAGCAGAGAUAGACAACGCCUCCAGAGAUGAGCUGGUUGAUGCUUUGAAAGAACAAGAGGAGAUCAACUUCCGUUUAAGACAGUACAUGGACAAGAUCAUCCUGGCUAUCCUAGACCACAACCCCUCCAUUCUAGAGAUUAAGCAUUAAACACUUGAUCACUUCUCUUGAGCUGAUAGUGGAUAAAGGACGUGCUUGAUUAAGUGCUCCCCCUUAAGGCAAGGGGUGUAAAAUGCGCUGACACAGCCCCCUUGACCAGGUCAUCUUGUAUUUACAGAGCUAGUUACUGUUGAAAAAAUUUAUCUGACACACACACACACAUGACAGUUUCCAUUGACACCCAUCAUGCUAGGAAAUUUAGGCUGUAGAAAUGACAAAAAUUAGCGAUUAAACUGGAAUGUAGUAUAGUAGAGGACUUGUCAUUUUUAGUUAUAUAUGCACACUACCUCUGAGUACGUACAACUCUUUGUUGUAUUCUUCAUAAAAAACAAAACAAAUAAAAACGUAUUUAAUAUCAUUGCGAUCACACUACUGACUGAGGAGAUAUAUAUAUAUAUAUAUAUAUAUGCACUGACAGGGUAAUCAGUGUUCUUUCUUGAUUUUGUUUGGGGGGAUUCUGUCCCGGAAACCCUAUAGAUUUUCUCUAAACCUUGUUUUUGUAGUACUGUUCAUCUGUGAAGUCAGCAAUAGGACACGAGAUCUCUAUCUGAGACUGAAUGCCACAUGAUAAUAGGAGUUAUGGAAAUAAGGAUCAGUGGUUAAAAAAACCUUCCUCUGAAUUAUCAACAUGCAAUAUGUAUAUGCUGUAAUUAUAGUUAUAUUAACAAACAUCAUGUCAACCCAUUGUAAGAGUAAAGCUACUCUGUAAAACUCAUUGCAUAUAAUGGAUGAUGCUUUCGGUUGCCAUAGUGAUCAGCAUCUGUCAGGGCUGGACCAGUCAUCAGCAUCCUUAGUUUGAGGAGUCAUGUGUAGUUCUAAACAAAGCACAAGAGAGGUGAAGAGUGUGAGCACAGUCAAUGUUGUAUAAUAUAGUAUAUACGAUGAAAGAGAGAAAAGACUAUAAAAUCUCAAAAAGAAAGGUUUAUUUUUUGUAAAAGUCUGUGAAGUAUCGAGGCAGAGUUGGUGGAUAACGUAAAUGAUUAUGCUGUUAAUAAACAAGUAGUCUUGUUUACUACAAAGCUCCCAAAACUAUGAUAAUAAAAUACAAUUUGGUUAAAACCAUUAACUGAGUUCUAACAAUAUGUUAUAGUGGAUUUAUCUUUUGUGAAUUGAUGAAUUUAUACAUAACUCACAAUAAUAUUAAUAUUGUACAUCAAGUGCCAUGAGUAGAAGAAAGUGCACAUUAAAAAUUCAAAUCUACAUCCCAUGAAUGUCUUACCAUACACGUCACUAUAUUCAAUAAUCACUCCUCCAUGAAUUAUUAUUCAGUAGUCAAAUAUAAUGUGAAUCACAGUAUUUCAAAUUAUUGUGUAGUAUGAGAAAGGAACCAAUAAUGCUACGUGCUUGAUUGUUACUCAACUAGUUUUGCUUUGUUGCACAAAUUGUACUGAAAUUGUUUCUUUGCAUGUUUAAUCUCUUUCUGUUUGAGCCCUUUGUUUGGAAUGCAACAGUUUUGAUUGUUUCAAUAACUAUUAUUAUUAUUAUUAUUAUUAUCAGUUCUAGAGGAGCUUUUUAUAUAUGUCUGGUAUAUUUUGCAUUGUAGCAUUUUUUCAAUCUUUGUAAAUGUUGUACAGAUAUUAGUUCCUAUUUGUAUUGCUGUGCCACUCAUCAACCUUAAUGAAUAGAUUAAAGGCAGUAUUUUAUACAGUUUUAUGAUAAAAUAUCAAGGUAUCUUAAAUGUUAGACAUAUGACCAAGCAAUGUAGAAGUCAUUUUAAAUUAGUUUUCACCCGGCACUGUCAGAAAUAAAGGUACAAAAAUUGUCACCGGGAUAGGACCCUUUAAAGGUAACACCUCAGGGACAGUUUUUAAUUACCUUUAUUUCUGAGUGUUGCAUUUGAAAUUAUAAAGUAACAUCAUAGUUACUGUAAUAUUCUUUAAAAUGACUCAUUAUCAGUUGUAAUUUCAUAGACUAAUAAUUGUUUAUUAAUAGUUUUAAAAAGGGACGUUUAGCCUGAAACAGUCCAUAAUCUUUUGAAUACACAACCAUAUUACACCCUUACUGGUAUAUAAAAUAUUCACUGUAUAACUCCCUGUGACUCUCCAUAAGAGGUGUAGAUGUUAUAUAAUAAGCGAAAGGUUUUGAAUGGUCAAGCAGCAAUGUAGUUUUUGCACAUUUUAAAGAGUGCUUUGUGUCCACUGUUACAGGUAAGAUGUUUCACAGUUUGACACUUUUGUAUGGAUAAAGGUUUACAGAAGUUUUCUGUUGUUGUUUAUGCCUUUUUGUUGUUAUAGGAGAAGACUGAACGUUUUCUUGUCUCAUGUAUGGGUAUAUAACACCAUAUAGUAUUAUUACUUGUUUCUAAUCACACAAAAUAGGGAAGGACAAAAAUCUUUGAGAAUAUAAAUAAUAGUUUAAAUGCCUCAAGAGUUAUGGCAAAUUGUAAAUGUAUAAUAAAUGACUUUUGGCAUGA